AUGGGUAGUGUCAAGGCACGAGAUAUAGACGGGUACAAACUGUGGUACUCAGGAACUAGAAGCGGGAGGAGUAAGAAUGGGAUAGGUAUUUUGGCGGAUAGGGAACUCAGGGAGCUAGUAGUAGAGGUUAGAAGGGUGAACGACAGGCUGAUGGCUAUUAAGUUAGUUGUGAGAGGGUUGACUUUAAAUGUAAUUAGUGCUUGGAUGAGGAGGUCAAAAGGCGCUUUUGGGAUAAACUGGAUGAGGGAAGCUGCUAGAGAGGUACUAGGGGUCUCGAAGGGUUACUUUGGUCGCCACAAGGGGGAUUUGUUGUAUAAUGGAGAGGUCCAAGAAAAGGUAGAAGGCAAGAAAGUAGUGUAUUGGAAGCUGGUGGAGAGCAAUGGCGAGGAGGAGAAAAGGACGAAUAGAGAGUGGUACAAGAGGACUAAGAAGGAGGCGAAGCUAGCGAUUAUGGUAGCUAAGACUGCAAUAUUUAGAUGUUUGUAUGAAGAACUUAGAUACAAAGGUGGGGAUAAGAAGUCUUACAAGCUAGCCAAGGUGAGAGAAAGGAAGCCCCGUGACCUGGACCAAGUGAAGUGCAUCAAAGACGAGGAAGACAGAGUAUCGAUGGAAGAGCCAUAUAUUAGACGUAGAUGGCAAGCAUACUUCGAUAAACUCCUAAACAAAAAGGGGGAGAGGGAUAUAGUGUUAGGUGAUUUGGAGCACUCUGAAAGUCAUUGUGGUUUUGGUUAUUGUAGGUGUAUUAAAAUUGAGGAAGUCAAGGGGGCUAUGCAUAAGAUGAGUAGGGAAAGAGCGAUCAGGCCAAAUAAAAUUCCUGUAGAAUUUUGA
Molecule: messenger RNA, 828 nt
Organism: Nicotiana tabacum (common tobacco)
Lineage: Eukaryota; Viridiplantae; Streptophyta; Magnoliopsida; Solanales; Solanaceae
Source: RefSeq, a predicted model, not a curated record